Oryzias melastigma (Indian medaka) is the source of this 1941-nucleotide messenger RNA. It is a transcript of the gene idh3g, whose product is annotated as isocitrate dehydrogenase (NAD(+)) 3 non-catalytic subunit gamma. Gene Ontology annotation, biological process: isocitrate metabolic process; tricarboxylic acid cycle. Gene Ontology annotation, cellular component: mitochondrion. Gene Ontology annotation, molecular function: magnesium ion binding; NAD binding; oxidoreductase activity, acting on the CH-OH group of donors, NAD or NADP as acceptor. The record is from RefSeq and is a predicted model, not a curated record. NCBI's taxonomy places the organism in Eukaryota, Metazoa, Chordata, Actinopteri, Beloniformes, Adrianichthyidae.
AUAUUUUUUUCCAUUUAUUUAAAAAAAAUAUUAUUAUUUGUAUUGCAGUAUAAGCAUAUUAAAAUAUAUAAACAUAUUUUUUAUGUAAGAAAAAGUUAAACUGCAAAAAAUAUUAUUAUUUCUUUUCGGGGGUCUCAGAAUCAAGAUGGCUGCCCACAGUUCCCUGCUCUCCGUGUUCAAAAUUAUAAAUCCACGUUGGAAUGGACGCAUCGGAAACACUGUGAAAGUGUUUGGAACAACUUUUACUAGUCACCGGAAUAAGACUUCUCUCACUAGAGAAAACAUUCCCCCUCCUGCAAAGUAUGGAGGCCGGCACACCGUCACCCUCAUACCUGGAGAUGGAAUUGGCCCAGAGCUCCUAAGUCAUGUCAAGGAGGUUUUCAGGUUCAGUUGUGUGCCUGUUGACUUUGAAGUGGUGCAAGUCAACUCGGCUAUGGAAGGUGAAGAUGAUAUCAUGAAUGCUAUCACUGCAAUCCGCCGGAAUGGUGUUGCCCUCAAAGGCAAUAUCGAGACCAAACAUACUUUGCCACCAUCUGUCAAAUCCAGGAACAAUGUACUGCGAACAACCUUAGACCUCUACGCUAAUGUGAUGCACUGCCAGUCCCUCCCGGGUGUCCAGACUCGCCACCAGAAUAUUGACAUCAUGAUCAUCCGAGAGAACACGGAGGGCGAGUACAGCAGCCUGGAGCACGAGAGUGUAUCCGGGGUAGUAGAGAGUCUGAAGAUCAUCACCAGGAACAACUCCCUCAGGAUUGCCGACUAUGCUUUCCGACUUGCCAGGGAGAAGGGUCGUCGCAGAGUCACCGCUGUGCAUAAGGCUAACAUCAUGAAGCUUGGUGAUGGCUUGUUUCUGCAGUGCUGCAAGGAAGUGGCCUCUGGAUACCCAGACAUUACAUUUGACAGCAUGAUUGUGGACAACACCACCAUGCAGCUCGUGUCCAAACCACAGCAGUUUGAUGUGAUGGUGAUGCCUAAUCUGUAUGGAAAUGUUGUGAGCAACGUGUGUGCCGGCCUGGUAGGAGGCCCCGGUCUUGUGCCUGGAGCCAAUUAUGGUCAGGACUAUGCUGUAUUUGAAACGGCUACAAGGAACACAGGAAAGAGUAUUGCAGGCAAGAACAUUGCAAACCCCACUGCCAUGCUGCUGGCUAGCUGCAUGAUGCUGGACCACCUGAAGCUGUAUGAACACGCCAGCUCGAUCAGGAAUGCAGUCUCCAUUACAAUGAAUGAAACUAGGUUGCACACAGCUGAUCUUGGAGGACAGGGCACCACAUCAGAGGUGGUCCAGUCUAUCAUGAGGGUCAUCCAGAGUAAGGGCCAGCUCACAUCUGAGCUUUAAGCAGCUUUUGAAUGACAACACGUCCUCGCCAAAUCCGUGGCCAUGAGGGAAAUGUCUGCAAGUGCAACAAACAUGUCUGUUUCUAUUCAAUCAUGCAUAACUUAUUAUGUCACUGUGGAACGAGUGCUUUAUUUUCACAAGUGGUUAUUGUAACGAUCACAAACUUUUAAUUAAAGUGAGUCAUCACUCAGUUGACAAAGUCACUGUAAAGAUGUUUAUUUCUAGAGUUUUACUCCGUUCAAAGUGUCCACCACACAUGACUUUAAUUGAGAAUGUUAUGUCUUUCAAAUUCUGACUUUUGUAAUCAUACAAAAUGUGCAUUACUCAUGUCAGGUCAUAACUGUUUUUGUUCUUGAGUUUGAUACAAACUUUCAUGCUUUUCUCAUGUUAUCAGCCUUACUUUACUUUGCAAACUGUUAUUUGAGUUCAUGUUGUAUUAUAAGAUUAUUACAGCAAUAAUUUGUGUCAAAGCUGCUCCCAUUGCUUGUUCUGUAAUGAUUUUCUUACUGUCAAAGUGGGCUAUAUCACAAAGUCUGAAAAUGGUCAAAUUCAUUGUAAAACAAUCAAUAAAUACUGCUUAAAUGCACAUUCUUCAAAAAAAGAAA